Messenger RNA from Gracilinanus agilis (Agile Gracile Mouse Opossum), 2623 nucleotides. RefSeq names its product krev interaction trapped protein 1. Gene Ontology annotation, biological process: regulation of establishment of cell polarity; negative regulation of angiogenesis; cell redox homeostasis. Gene Ontology annotation, cellular component: cytoskeleton; plasma membrane. The coding region runs from base 213 to 2423 and encodes 736 amino acids. The transcript has 17 exons. Gene Ontology annotation, molecular function: protein binding. Lineage: Eukaryota; Metazoa; Chordata; Mammalia; Didelphimorphia; Didelphidae. The record is from RefSeq and is a predicted model, not a curated record.
CCCCAGGGAUGGGAGGUUCCUGCGGGCAGCUAGAGGAGCCGGCCCGAGGACAGCCGCGCUAAGUAGGGAGUGGCUGAGGCGGGUGGCGGCCGGUCUUCCUAUCCCCGGAAGUCGUGCCGCGCCGUCGUGGUCGCCGUGGGCGAGGGCGGGGAUGCGAAGGCGGAGACUGCCACCCCCCAACCCCCAGCCGGCCCAACCGGCCCGGCUCGGCCAUGGGAAAUCCAGAAAAUAUAGAAGAUGCCUAUGUUGCUGUGAUUCGUCCAAAGAAUACUGCCAGUCUCAAUUCUCGUGAAUAUCGAGCUAAAUCAUAUGAAAUUUUGUUGCUUGAAGUUCCCAUUGAAGGACAAAAGAAAAAAAGAAAGAAGGUUUUACUGGAAACCAAACUUCAGGGAAGUGGUGAAAUAACUCAGAGUAUUUUGGAUUAUGUAGUAGAGACUACCAAACCAAUUUCUCCAGCCAAUCAGGGUAUCAAAGGAAAACGAGUGGUAUUAAUGAAGAAAUUUCCUCUUGAUGGAGAAAAAAUGGGCCGAGAGGCAUCUUUAUUUAUUGUUCCAUCUGUUGUCAAAGAUAAUACUAAAUAUUCAUAUAGUCCAGGAUGUCCAGUUUUCUACUGUUUACAAGACAUCAUGCGAGUCUGUAGUGAAUCCAGCACUCAUUUUGCCACUCUAACUGCAAGAAUGUUAAUUGCCCUGGACAAGUGGUUAGAUGAGCGACAUGCACAAUCUCAUUUCAUUCCAGCUUUAUUCCGACCUUCUCCUCUUGAGCGGAUAAAAACUAAUGUCAUCAACCCAGCAUAUGCCACUGAACCCAGCCAGACUGAAAACUCACUUCAUAUGGGUUAUAGUGCACUAGAAAUAAAAAGUAAAAUGUUAGCCUUGGAAAAAGCAGAUACCUGUAUCUAUAACCCUUUGUUUGGGUCAGAUCUCCAGUAUACAAACAGGGUAGAUAAAGUGGUAAUAAAUCCAUACUUUGGCCUUGGAGCUCCAGAUUAUUCAAAGAUUCAGAUUCCUAAGCAAGAAAAAUGGCAGAGAAGCAUGAGCAGUGUUACAGAAGACAAGGAACAUCAAUGGGUAGAUGAUUUCCCUCUUCAUCGAAGUGCCUGUGAAGGAGAUUCAGAAUUAUUAAACCGUCUUCUCAAUGAUAGUUUUUCAGUAAACCAGCUAGAUAAUGACCACUGGGCACCUAUUCAUUAUGCAUGCUGGUAUGGAAAAGUUGAGGCUACUCGCAUGCUGUUAGAAAAAGGAAAGUGUAAUCCAAACCUCUUAAAUGGGCAACUUAGUUCUCCCCUUCAUUUUGCUGCUGGAGGAGGACAUGUUGAAAUAGUGCAAAUCCUUCUAAAUCAUCCAGAAGUGGAUAGACACAUUAUUGACCAGCAAGGAAGGUCUCCGUUAAAUGUCUGUGAAGAGAACAAACAGAAUGAUUGGGAAGAGACUGCAAAACUGUUGAAGGAAGCCAUCAAUAAGCCAUAUGAAAAGGUACGGAUAUACCGAAUGGAUGGAUCAUAUCGUUCUGUUGAACUAAAACAUGGAAAUAAUACCACAGUACAGCAGAUUAUGGAAGGAAUGCGUCUCUCGCAUGAAACACAACAGUAUUUCACUAUAUGGAUCUGUUCAGAGAACCUCAGCCUUCAGCUGAAGCCCUAUCACAAACCCUUACAACAUGUUCGCGACUGGCCAGAAAUCUUGAAUGAAUUGACAAAUCUAGAUCCUCAAAGGGAAACACCGCAGCUUUUCCUAAGAAGAGAUGUGAGACUUCCACUGGAAGUUGAGAGAAAGAUUGAAGACCCACUGGCCAUUCUUAUUCUCUUUGAUGAAGCCAGAUACAAUUUGCUGAAAGGCUUUUAUACAUCUCCUGAUGCCAAGUUGAUAACACUGGCAAGUCUACUGCUGCAGAUAGUUUAUGGGAAUUAUGAAAGUAAAAAACACAAACAAGGUUUCCUCAAUGAAGAAAAUCUAAAAUCCAUAGUUCCAGUCACCAAAUUGAAAAGUAAGGCCCCUCACUGGACAAACAGAAUACUUCAUGAAUACAAGAAUCUUAGUACAAGCGAGGGUGUCAGUAAGGAAAUGCACCACCUUCAGCGCAUGUUCUUACAGAAUUGCUGGGAAAUUCCUACAUAUGGAGCUGCCUUUUUUACAGGACAAGUAUUUACAAAAGCAAGUUCCAGCAGCCAUAAAGUCAUUCGGGUUUAUGUAGGAGUGAACAUAAAAGGACUACAUCUCCUCAAUAUGGAAACUAAGACUUUACUCAUUAGCCUCAAGUAUGGUUGCUUUAUGUGGCAGCUGGGAGAUGCUGAUACCUGCUUUCAAAUUCACAGUCUGGAAAAUAAAAUGAGCUUCAUAGUACACACCAAACAGGCAGGUCUGGUUGUAAAACUGCUCUUGAAGCUUAAUGGACAGUUAAUGCCUAGUGAAAGAAAUGAAUGAAAGGCAAGAAAAAUGAUUCUGAAGGAGUCCUGUGAACACAGAUUUCUUUCACUGAAACAUUUCCCAAAAUAUCAGCUUUAUCAAGAUAUGAUAUUUAGUCUUGUAUUAUGUAUGUAUAUUUCUCAUUUUGUACAGAAUCUGUUACUUUGUGGAAUUGUGUAACAUACUGAUUUUUUAUUCUCCAAAUAUGCUAUUCUAAU